UUUCUUUAGCUGGAGAAAAGGAAGCACAGCAAAGUUUGUUAAAUAAAGAUGGCGGCGUUGGUUGCUCCUCGCCUUGCCACUUUUGGCAUCUUUUCAAUAAGACCCAUUUCCUCUUUAGCUGCUCAGAAGAAGGUUGUGCUUAAAAACACUAAAGAUGUCACAAGCUUGUCUCCGAUCAGAGAGAAAAGCACUGCUCUGGCAUCCAAACCCACCAGCAGCAAAGGGGAAUACAUCAUCACCAAGCUUGACGACCUGGUGAACUGGGCACGCAGAAGCUCCAUGUGGCCCAUGACCUUUGGUUUGGCUUGUUGUGCUGUGGAAAUGAUGCACAUGGCUGCACCUCGCUACGACAUGGAUCGGUUUGGAGUUGUGUUCCGAGCCAGCCCUCGACAAGCCGAUGUCAUGAUCGUGGCUGGAACACUCACGAACAAGAUGGCCCCUGCCUUACGCAAGGUGUAUGACCAGAUGCCCGAGCCCAGAUAUGUCAUUUCCAUGGGAAGUUGUGCUAAUGGAGGAGGAUAUUACCAUUAUUCCUACUCUGUGGUCAGAGGCUGUGACCGAAUCGUCCCUGUGGACAUUUAUGUUCCAGGCUGCCCACCAACCGCUGAAGCUCUGCUUUACGGAACCCUACAGUUACAGAAAAAAAUUAAGCGGGAAAAGAAAAUGAGAAUAUGGUAUCGUAAAUGAGAUGUGCGUAACCCUUGGUAUUGCCGGUGAUCUGUGUCUGGCUGUUGUAAAUGUUUUAUUUAAUGAUGGUCAUUUGUUGGAUUUGAAAAACUGUUUUCAGGAGCGGCUGUGGGUUCAGCUCCAUCUCCUCUUUGCAUUUACAAUAAAGGACUAUCAAUUGUA
This is a messenger RNA of Trichomycterus rosablanca, 849 nucleotides long. RefSeq names its product NADH:ubiquinone oxidoreductase core subunit S7 (gene ndufs7). Gene Ontology annotation, biological process: aerobic respiration; electron transport coupled proton transport; mitochondrial respiratory chain complex I assembly. The record is from RefSeq and is a predicted model, not a curated record. The transcript has 8 exons. NCBI's taxonomy places the organism in Eukaryota, Metazoa, Chordata, Actinopteri, Siluriformes, Trichomycteridae. Bases 49 to 687 code for a protein of 212 amino acids. Gene Ontology annotation, molecular function: quinone binding; 4 iron, 4 sulfur cluster binding; NADH dehydrogenase (ubiquinone) activity.